AGCCUAAUUGACAGCCAGGCUACUGCGCAUGGUAAUAUCACCCCACCCAUGUCCUAUUGAUAGGGGCUCUCCCUGUUUUGACAGUGCACGUGAGGGUCAUUCAUGGAUAACAACGUUGAGAAAAAUGGCUGAUCCAGAGCUAUGCCUUGAGAUGGGAGGUUAUGAUGCAGACUCUUUUGUUGAUCCUCCAGACCCAGAGCUUAUUUGUACCAUAUGUCAGGGUGUUCUUAGAUGUCCAGUGCGGGCACCUUGCCAUCACAUCUUCUGCAAAAAGUGCAUAUUACAGUGGCUGAAAAGGCAGGAGACGUGCCCUUGUUGUCGAAAGCCAAUCAAUCAUAACUUGAUAUUAGUUAUGUACAAAUUGAGCAAGUCAAUUGGCCGCAUGAAGAUUAAGUGCAAGAAUGAGAUCCGUGGCUGCCGUGCUACUUUUCCACUGGCCGAGCAAUACUGCCACAGCCUGGGCUGCGUGUACGAGCUGGUGGGGUGCCCGUACCGUGGGUGCCGCGCCCAACUGCUGCGUCGCGACCUGGAGACCCACGCGCGCCACUGCGAGCACUGGAGCCAGCCCUGCCACAUGGGAUGCGGAGCUCAGCUGAGCCAGGGCACGCGGGCACAGCACAACUGCUACCAGCAGCUGCGGCUGCAGCAUGAGGCACAGCGGCAGAGCCACCGCGCCGUCGCCAUCGCACUCCAGAGGAAGAUGCGGCGCAUGCAGAAGGCCAUGGCACACAUGAAGGAGCAGAUCACCCUGAUCUGUGAGAGCCUGGAGGUGAUGGAUGAGCAACAGGAGGGAGAGGAUGAGGGCAGCAACAGUGAGAGAGACACCAUUAGGUGCUUCUGAAGAAUGCUCUGUGGACUAGACUGGAAUGAUUUGUCAUGUUGCAUUCAAAGUUUUUUUUGUCAUAAACACAUGUAAAGUGUACCAAAUACAAUGACAUUCUUACAUGAGUGCUUCUUACAGGCUAGACAGUUAAUAAUAGGAGUGCAAUACUGCAACAGAAAAAAUAUCAUCAGAAAACUAAAAACAGAGACAGCAAUAGAAGUGUAAUUGAGUGUGUUGUAUUGAAAAGUCUAAUGCCAUUGGAAUUGACACUUAGAAUAACAGUAAGUGAGUAGGCUAUCUAGGCCACAGAAAGAGGCCUAGCCUAUUUGUCAUAUGUCAUAGAUAGUGCUGUGACAAACUUUUCAACAAAAAUAAAAUAAAUAUAUAUAUUUGAAUUAA
Messenger RNA from Sardina pilchardus (European sardine), 1222 nucleotides. Its product is annotated as RING finger protein 151-like. Gene Ontology annotation, molecular function: zinc ion binding. Lineage: Eukaryota; Metazoa; Chordata; Actinopteri; Clupeiformes; Clupeidae. Bases 29 to 841 code for a protein of 270 amino acids. The transcript has 5 exons. The record is from RefSeq and is a predicted model, not a curated record.